Messenger RNA from Priapulus caudatus, 3920 nucleotides. Its product is annotated as transmembrane protein 189-like. The transcript is spliced from 5 exons. Gene Ontology annotation, molecular function: oxidoreductase activity. Bases 9 to 848 code for a protein of 279 amino acids. Lineage: Eukaryota; Metazoa; Priapulida; Priapulimorpha; Priapulimorphida; Priapulidae. The record is from RefSeq and is a predicted model, not a curated record.
UACCAAACAUGGAGAUUGAGAAGUCUGUGUUUGAGAACUCUAUGCCAGAAGAAGAUCAAAAUGGCAACGAUAGUCCGUUAAAUGAGGGCGAAGCAAAGCGUUUGUGGGGACCACGGCACGCGGGAGCCAGGGAACUUAAAGAAAAAUAUACGAAAGGAAAACGGAUACAGGAGUGGAUAUGCGUGAUAGUCUGCUUUCUACUAGUUGUGUACAAUGGACUGAAUCUGUAUAGCUACUUUAGGAUAGAGCAGUGGAUAACCAUCUUAAUUUGUGCAGGAUGUGGCAUCACUCUAGCAGAUUUUCUCAGUGGCGUCGUUCACUGGGGAGCCGAUACAUGGGGGCGUGUUGAUAUGCCAAUAUUUGGUCCGGCAUUCAUUCGUCCCUUCCGCGAGCACCACAUCGACCCGACGGCGCUGACGCGACACGACCUCAUCGAGGCAAAUGGCGACAACUGCAUGGCGACGAUUCCGUUUCUCAGCUACAUGGCGUACAAGUUUGCGAGCCACGCUCCCGAGCAGAUCGCGGCCGACUACUCGUGGGACAUGUUUGUGUACCAGCUGAGCAUCUUCGUCACAUUAACUAACCAGAUUCACAAGUGGUCGCACACCUACUUUGGGCUCCCCUGGUACGCGCAGGCACUGCAGAAGGCUCACAUCGUGCUGCCGCGCAAGCACCAUCGCCUGCACCACGUCUCGCCGCACGAAACCUACUACUGCAUCACCACCGGCUGGCUCAACUACCCGAUGGAGGUCGUCGGGUUCUGGCGACACGCCGAGACGCUCAUCACAAAGCUGACCGGCUCCAUACCGCGGCAGGACGACAUGAAGUGGACCGCGAAGACGGAAUGACGACGUGGCGCCCCCGCCCUGCAUUGUUUCGGAAUCACGAAGUGGUCUGCGAAGAUGCAGUGAUGACGUGGCGCCCCACCCCUCCCCUGUGAUGUCUCUUUUUUGUUUUCGGAAUCACGAAGUGGGCUGCGAAGAUGGAAUGACGACAUCACGCCCCCCUCCCCUCCGACGUCUUUUUUGUUUUGUUUUUCUAAAUGGAACAAACAUUUUUCGCAGGUUCUUAGAAUGUGUACGUUACGUUGCUUGUGAGCAUGAAUGCACGGCAGCAUUCUGCGACCAUUGUCUUGGUGUCCUAUAUUUGGGGUAUAUCGCCUGCUGCAUCGCUUGUCCUAGCAGAGUAGAUUUUGCAUGGCGAUGCAUGCAUAUGGCUUAUCUACGUGUGUUGAGAUUAGAGUGCCGAUUGUGUGCUUCACGCACUACUUAUCUGUGCAGUAUCGGUACAGAUGUGUUUUCUAACCGAUUUUUAAAACUCGAAAAAUGGUUCGUAGAAAAUUGAAAAUGGCAGCCAAAACUUUUCUGCAUUUUUACUCAGGUUUUCUGGUGGUUCUCCACCUGUAGCUAUUGCUGUAUGUUCUUUGUCAUGUAUUUACGAAAGUUUGCUAGCACUGUUUCCUUCUGGAUUGACACAUUCCAACUGAUACGUUCUGUGCAGUACUCCUACUUAUGUACCAUUGUUGGAGACGUUUUCACCUGUGCCUAGUCUAGCGGCUUUUUGUGCAGAUGGAAUGAACGUCUUCAGAAAAAAAAGAAAAACCAAUGAAAAAAACAAUGCAUACAAAACAAAUGAAACAGCAACAAAUGUAGUUAGUGACUAUGCUAGAUGAUUGUUUGCGUGUAAUAAUGUAUAUGAGAUUUGCAGGGUACAGCCCGGAGUACACAUGCUAUUUUAUUUUGUCAAACUGGCACCUGACGACCUGAGUUACAGCAGCAACACUAGUUUAUUGAAGGCAACAUUCACGUAGUUGAGAUUUAUACGUAGGAUGGUGAUAGUGAUAUCAGUCAAUUCGAAUCGUGCUCUCUCGUCAAUGCAGCUUCGGUGACUCACAAUAUCUCACAAAGAAAACACAUGUUAAUACAUAGAAUACGCAAGACAUACAACAUAAUUCAUGCGACAACGAUAUUCUCUAUACGCAGUGGUCACGGCACCAUUGUAAUAAUGAGUUCCUUCUACUCGUUUGUUAUCCGUGAUCGUAUGAGUGGUCUACGUAUAUUGUUAGAGAUAUCGCUGUACGCAUCAUACACCAGUUACUGAACACUGCAGGUACGUGGUUAAAGUACAAACAUCUUUACUGUUCAAGAAUGACAAGACAUAUAAUAUGUGCCCAUGUAAUGAGCAGAACAUAUACAGAUGUGUACGUGCUAUACAAACAGAACUUACAUCUCAAGCGUUGGUAGCAGUAACCGCAACAGUAAGACUAGAUACGUAUGUCAACUAGAUUGCAAGAGCAGACAGAGGGUUAUUUCCUGUGCUACCGUUUAAAUAGUGACGCCGUGACUAUUGUCUUGGUCGUCCGCCGUCAUUGGUCGCCCGCUCCAGCGACCUCUGGUCACGCGUGUCCAAAUGACACGCGCUCCCAUUGGCUGCUGGUGCGGGUCGUGGUCACACCCCCUUGACCACCAGCCCAAUUACGUGUCGCGGGCUAGAUCUGCACACGUGCGCGUUUCUAAGACAAAGAGCUUUGUCUUAUCCUUCUGAUUUCCUUAUUAUUACAUAUUACAUAUUCCGUAUUACAAGUGUAGUCAUGGCAUUCGUUUACAUAUGCAUAUGUAAGCGAACCCUGAUAAUAUCAAAUAAGCAUUGCUGACAUGUUUCCCGGUGUGGUUCACGGAUAUGUGGUGACGGGCCCAUGUCAAGUUCCCCCAGGCUUAGCUUAACGUUGAUCGCCCCAGUGGCAUCCCUUCUUGUCAACCAAAUUCUUGUACUCUACUAUUAGUGCCAUUUUGAGGGUUACACUUAUGGAACACUGGGUUUAUUACAGCACAUGUCUUUUAACAGAAGAUAAUUUGCUAGUUUAAUAGCUUGCGUUUGUGUCGAAAAGGUAUGUCAGAGUUAAAAGCGUCCAAACUUAUUCUGUCCAUUUGAAAUGUUUUCUGUGGCUUUGCAUUGAAUGUUAAUAGUAAUAAGUCCAUCCGCAAUCGUGUUAGUGCAGUUUUUAUACCAACAUGUAUCUUGUGCAUCUAGGAUUAUAGUAUGCUUGCGCAAGCUGGACAUAGUAAUCAAGCUGUGUGGUGACCUAUUUUUCCUUGUCCAAAUUUUAUUUUCGUUUUAUAUAUAUAUAUACACAUGUCGCUGAAUAAAGUUUAGUUUUACAUGCGAAUAUCAGAGAAUAAUGUUUCCCAGACAACGUUCUUGUUAAUGUGAUAUCUAGUUGAUUGUUGGUAACAGGGAACCGUUUGAUGGAAUGAAAUGUUGAGAAAACAAUUCCCAUGUAUGAUGAAUGUACCUAUAUGAAUCUUCAGUGCUAAUGUUGUACGUUAUUGUGUAGCAGGCAUCUCCUUAAUAGCUGAGCUUUAGAAAAAUGUGAUGUUAGAAAGUCAUACAUGUAUUUUCUUUUAGAUAUACCUGUUUGUACCUGUUCAAGUGUUUGCAUAUAUAUAUAUAUAUAUAUAUGUUUGUGUGUACGUACGUGCGUGUGUUCGCGUAUGUAUGCAUCAAGAGUAGAUGAUAAAGAUGUAUCUGCAUUAUCUAAUAUAGGUCAGUCUUUACGAUCUACUCAGAAAAAAUAUCACCAGUCUUUUUUUAUUUCCAUGGAAAAUUCUGUUGAUAUACGUGAAGGAGACAGUGCAGACUGUCAUUAUUUAUGAUAUUGUAUCGUACUGUAUUGUAUGUAAUUAUAAUAGUGCUUGUUGUCAUAUAUUUCGUGUGAGGAUUAUGAAACAACGGUAUAACCUGAACGCCACGUAUUUAAGGACAAUCGGUUGUCUGUAAGCGAAUCAAAGCAAUCGAACAUUAUUAUCAUCAAAAGCAACAGAAUAUACAGUUCUGAACAACGGUUGUGAACAGGAACAUAGUGCAACACAUUAGCAUUCCGAGAAUUUUAAUUUCUUUAUUAAAAUCAAGUGAACUGUAAA